AUGGAGUGGUCAGAACGAAUUGGAGAUAGGAAAAAUAGAAGUUAUUAUGCUCGGAAGCUAUUUUUUUGCGUGAGAGGUCUUUCCUCUUAUUGUACUUCAGAUUUUGCAGGAAACCUUCAAGCGGAUUUAUUUGCCCGCGACAUUCAGUGUUUGGAAGCAAUAACUGGUCACUCCGAGGUCUACGUAGAAAACCUAGCUCGUGUUCCCCCAUUCCCUUCUCUCCCUCCCACCAAAAAGUUUGCGGCGGCUGCGCUGUUCUUCCCAGCAGCGCCGACUGCUGCUUUCGUUGGAAGCCAGAUUCGGUUGCGGGGGAGAUGGAAAGGCGACCGGCGACGAGGGGCCUCUGCACGCCGCCGCCUCUGCGACCACCAUGACAUCUCAGUCUCACUCUCACACGGUUCCAGCAGCCGGGGCAAGCACAUCACCAGGAGAAGCUCGCAUGCUGGACCAGGAACUUCUGCUAUUAAUCCACUUAAAAGGAAGAGGGGUGUCUAUGGUAAGAAGAAGAAGAUGAUCCCUGUUACUCCUCAAGAAGAUCUGCUCUUUGCUUCCUCUGCUUCAGAAAGUGACGACGACGAGGACACCGACAUGAGUUCUGGUUCUGACAUGUGAGCUUGUCGGUUUCUCUAUGAAGUUCGUUUUGGCGCUCAUGAUUCUAUCCUUUCCUGUGUGCUUUUGACAAAUGAAUUGUGAAGACUUUGUGAUGCAUGUAAUGGACUAUGGACAUGUUGCUGUUGUUACUGAACUUAAGUGCUGAACUGCUGAUGUUAUGCUUGAUGCAGUCUUGAAUUUAUAUUUCUAUUUAUCUGUUGAACUGCUGCAGAUUGUUAUGUUCGAAUUUAUAUUGAGAAUCCUCUGUUUUCUACUGAAAA
Aegilops tauschii subsp. strangulata is the source of this 872-nucleotide messenger RNA. Lineage: Eukaryota; Viridiplantae; Streptophyta; Magnoliopsida; Poales; Poaceae. The record is from RefSeq and is a predicted model, not a curated record.